Stereum hirsutum FP-91666 SS1 is the source of this 1149-nucleotide messenger RNA. Its product is annotated as Clavaminate synthase-like protein. NCBI's taxonomy places the organism in Eukaryota, Fungi, Basidiomycota, Agaricomycetes, Russulales, Stereaceae. The coding region runs from base 1 to 1149 and encodes 382 amino acids. The transcript has 6 exons. The record is from RefSeq and is a predicted model, not a curated record.
AUGGCCAAUGACUCUGACUUCGCUACUCUGCCUAUUGUCGACGUGAAUCUCUUUCUAUCCGGUUCCUUGGAAUCGGAAGAGGUAGUCCAGGAGUGCAAAAAGGCUGCCGAUGCACUGAUCAAGUAUGGUGCCCUGCUUGUACGCGACGAACGCGUUUCCGAGGACGACAACACUACCUUCCUCGAUGUGCUCGAGGACUACUUCGCCCAGCCCCAAGCAGAUCUCAAGCGCGACGAGCGUCCGGAGCUUUCGUAUCAGAUCGGUGUCACCCUCGAGAAUACAGAGAAACCGAAAUGCGCCGUCGACGAGCCUUGUCUGGAUGUUAUUGCGCGUUUGGACCCAGCGGAGAGGCCGCUCGAUAUAACGGCGCACAAUCCUGAUCCGAAAUGUCGAUUCUUUUGGAAGAUGAGCGAGAGACCGCCGUAUGAGACGAAGUUCCCGGGGUUAAACGCACCGAAUAUCGUGCCACAGGCAAGUGCGAUACGAGAGAGAUGGACGCCGACUAUGGCGAAGUGGGGGACUUCCAUGAAGGAUGCUGUUCAAGCUUUGGCCCAAAUGUCAGCUGUCGGACUCGGGCUGUCCAAAGACGCCUUUACGGAUGCUGGUCGAUACGGUCCACAUAUUCUCGCUCCGACCGCAUCUGAUCUCAACCUCUACGGAAAGAAAGACACCAUUUUGGCCGGUUUCCACACUGACCUCAACUUCCUGACCAUUCAUGGCCGCUCUCGCUAUCCUGGCCUUCAUAUCUGGGCUCGUAACUCAGGUAAAAGGAUCCCAGUGAAGCUUCCUCCAACCGGUCCGUACCUUCUCGUACAAGCUGGGAAACAGUUGGAACAUCUGUCCGGAGGUUUAAUCAAGGCUGGGUACCACGAGGUCGUCGUGAACGAUGCGACCAUCCAGACCAUCGAGAGACGAAAGAAAGAAUUCACCGACCGCCCGCUCAUCCGAAUCUCUUCGACCUUCUUCUGGCAUCUAUCUUCUGAUUACGACCUCGCACCCAUCUCAUCGCUGGAGAAACGCGCCCAAGAGAUCAGGCUCCAGGAGGUCAAUCUUGGAAAGAUAGAUCGCGUGAAGGAGACGCGGUACGAGCCCAUGAAGGUAGGGCAGCAGGUCCAGAAUGAAUUGAGGCACAUUGCUCUCAUGGCUUAG